AAAAUAACUAACAAACCAAAAUAGACAGUUUAUUUUUGCAAACCUACCUUUGGCCCCACCCUGGAUAAGUAUAGGUAAAUGUGCAUAUGUAUGUCUGGAUCUGUAUCUAUCUGCCUUCAUCAGCAUCCAUAUUCUGUGUCCUCAUGCGUCCAGCAGGCUCAUUAAAUGCCCAACAUGCAGAAACCAGAAAGGGAAUGCAUGAACGAGAGAAUGGCCUGAACAAAUGAGUGAAGAGGUGAAUGGAUAAACUUUAUCUUGCCUGUACUGAUCUUGCCUUCCUGCUACAGUGGGGGUAUUGCCAGGCCUCCUCGUUGGCCUCCCCCUGCCUAACUGGUGAGCUGGGCACCCAGCACCCCUAACUCAUGGGAUAAAAUCCACAAGAAUCUUAGGUAACUACAGGUGAUAAGGAGUGUGAUAUAACAGACUAGAGAAUCCAAACAUCAUCAUUUUGCUGUUGCCCAGCAUCCGGCAGGUACAUCCACAUUAGGGACAGCUACCAGUUGCCCUGGGCCAAGCACUGAUCUUCACAACACCCCUGUGAAGCAGUAAGAAAACUGCAGCCAAAAGAAGGACCCUGGCUUUGGAAGGUGGAGUCCAGGCCGAGGAGGUAGAUGCUGUCCUUGGUCGGCUCACGCCCAUCCAGAUGUAGGACGCCGGCCGGCCGGGCAGCCAUGGAGUGGCACAACGACACCAGCCAGGCUCUGGGCUCGCCGCCGACCACCUGUGUCUUCCGGGAGAACUUCAAGCGGCUGCUGCUGCCGCCCGUGUACUCGGUGGUGCUGGCGGCCGGCCUGCCGCUCAACCUCUGUGUCAUCGCCCAGAUCUGCGCGUCCCGCCGGGCCCUGACCCGCUCGGCCGUGUACACCCUGAACCUGGCCCUGGCCGACCUGCUGUACGCCUGCUCCCUGCCCCUGCUCAUCUACAACUAUGCCAGGGGCGACCACUGGCCCUUCGGCGACGUCACCUGCCGCCUGGUGCGCUUCCUCUUCUACGCCAACCUGCAUGGCAGCAUCCUCUUCCUGACCUGCAUCAGCUUCCAGCGCUACCUGGGCAUCUGCUACCCGCUGGCGCCCUGGCACAAGCGCGGGGGCCGCCGGGCCGCCUGGGCCGUGUGCGGGGCCGUGUGGCUGGCCGUGGCCACCCAGUGCCUGCCCACCGCCUUCUUCGCCUCCACCGGCACCCAGCGGAACCGCACCGUCUGCUACGACCUGAGCACGCCCGCCCUGGCCGCCCGGUACCUGCCCUACGGCAUGGCCCUCACGGUCAUCGGCUUCCUGCUGCCCUUCGCCGCCCUGCUGGCCUGCUACUGGCGCCUGGCCCGCCGCCUGUGCCGCCGGGACGGCCCGGCCGGGCCCGUGGCCCAGGAGCGGCGCGGCAAGGCGGCCCGCAUGGCCAUGGUGGUGGCCGCCGUCUUCGCCGUCAGCUUCCUGCCCUUCCACGUCACCAAGACGGCCUACCUGGCCGUGCGCUCCACGCCCGGCGUGUCCUGCCCCGUGCUGGAGGCCUUCGCGGCCGCCUACAAGGGCACACGGCCCUUCGCCAGCGCCAACAGCGUGCUGGACCCCAUCCUCUUCUACUUCACCCAGAAGAAGUUCCGCCGGCGGCCGCACCAGCUGCUGCAGAAGCUCACGGCCAAGUGGCAGCGGCAGGCCCGCUGAGCCCGCCGGGCAGGACGGACCCGGUGUCUCACCGACAGCUAUUUAUUGAGCCCUUUUUUUUUUCCUGGACCCAGGCCCCGUGGGCGCAGGCACAGAGCAGCCUGAGCCUGGCCCCGCAGAAGGCCCCCUGAGCCACAGAGAGCUGGAGAAGCCGUGUGAAGCUGCUCACACAAAACUGUGUGUGGCCGAAACC
Molecule: messenger RNA, 1851 nt
Organism: Pipistrellus kuhlii (Kuhl's pipistrelle)
Lineage: Eukaryota; Metazoa; Chordata; Mammalia; Chiroptera; Vespertilionidae
Gene: P2RY6
Product: pyrimidinergic receptor P2Y6
Exons: 4
Coding region: 612-1658 (348 amino acids)
Biological process (GO): G protein-coupled receptor signaling pathway; cellular response to pyrimidine ribonucleotide
Cellular component (GO): plasma membrane
Molecular function (GO): G protein-coupled ADP receptor activity; G protein-coupled UDP receptor activity; G protein-coupled UTP receptor activity
Source: RefSeq, a predicted model, not a curated record